AUGACUGUAGACGUCAUUCAACCCCAGCUCCAACCUCAAGGUCAAGACCAACACCAGCAUAUGCUACAGACACAGACAGCAGAACAAACUCAGGAGAAACCGGCAAGAUUUCGAGGAUUCAUUGGUGGCAUUACUUCAGGUGUUACUAAACUAUGCGUUGGACAUCCAUUUGGUGCAACACCUCCAUUAAUUGGGUGGAUGUUCAUGGACAGCAUAAUGCUUGGAACUCUUCAUAAUUGUCGGUUAUUUUUAAAGGGCGAUGAUCCAACCGCACAAUUAACACUCUUUCAACACGCAUUAGCUGGGAUUGGUGCUGGUAUCGCGGUAUCUUGUAUCGCCACGCCGGCAAGGUUGCAAGUUCAGUACGAUGCAACGACAAAAACGUAUACAGGCCCGAUCGAUUGCGCCCAGAAAUUGAUACGCAAUAAUGGUGUGUUUGGACUUUGGAAAGGGAUGGGAGCAACCCUAAUUCACAGGUCAUGGUUCAGCGUGCUUUGGAGUUCCUAUGAACUUUACUCCUCAUACUUGCGCAAAACGGGUUUAAGCGAGCCAGUAAUCAAUGGCCUUGCUGGCGGGAUGGCAGCCAAUACAUUUUGGCUAUGCGCGUAUCCUUUUGACGUUGUGAAGAAUCGGAUCAUGACACAACCCGAUGUCAAGCCACUUCAAUACCCCAGCUGGAUUAAAUGCUUCAAGCAUCUUUACAUUACAGAGGGUGUCUAUGGCUUUUAUCGAGGAUUCAUGCCGUGUUUACUGAGAUCAUUUCCCACAAAUGCGGCGGCUAUUGCCGUUUGGGAGGCAACAAUGAGGUCACUCAAAGCCAUUGGUUAUUGA
Molecule: messenger RNA, 831 nt
Organism: Paraglomus occultum
Lineage: Eukaryota; Fungi; Glomeromycota; Glomeromycetes; Paraglomerales; Paraglomeraceae
Source: the annotation of a GenBank genome assembly